AGAAAAUGAUAGCCAAGAGAUAAAUUAUGGCAAUAUUUGAAUAAAUAGAAAAUAGCGAAGCAGGAAAUAUUUUGGCAGCUGUUUUAAUCUAUAUUGGAAUCUUAUCAAUUCAGCAUCACCUUAAAUAUUUUUGAGACAAUACUAGCUAUUGAACGGAACUAAAAUGGGCGCUGCCAUGGUAUUUUUUAUGCUGUGCAUCAUUUCUGGAGGCAUGACGAGCACCCUGGAGGUGGAAGGUUUCUGCAACGUGCAAGUGUCGGUACAGUCUGGCUCCUCGUGCAAAUGUCGAACAUCGUCGCUGCUCUACGACUACUCAGUCAACGACUGCGUUGCUAAAGACAUCUUGUAUCCCGUCACGGAAUGCGGCCCCAACGCUGAUUUGCAGACGUGCGAGUGCAAGGAUGGAUGGGCGAGGGAUAGCGUCACAGGGCUCUGCAUUCAGGAGGCGGAACAAUGUCAGGCCGAUUCCUGUGCAAAGGACGACGAGAAAUGCGUGGAGUUGCCUGGUGUCGUACACUGCGCAUGUCUCGAUACUCAGUACAAGGCCAGCGACACGCACUGCGUUCCAUACAACGAGUGUUCGAAUCCUAUGUGGAAUGACUGCACCCAAAUCUGCCUUGACGACACCGUUGGUUACCACUGCCUCUGCGCCAAGAACUUCGAAGGCAACGGCACACACUGCGAGAUUCAGGAGAAUUACAUCGAUUGUUCUAACGAGACAUUCGUGUGCUCUCGAUUUGCAAAUGGCUCCGUUGUUGUUCAAUUUCCACGGAUUGGAUUCCUUGCUAACGGCACGGAUAAAGACGAAUGUAAUGAGCCGCAGAACACGUUCUGCUGGCCAAACUCAGUGUGCGUGAACUUGGAUGCUGGAGGCGGUUACCAAUGUCAGUGCAAGCCUGGCUACACGGACUACAACUCAACCCUGAGGGAAUGUAUUUUCAUUGACCAGCCGCAUUGCAGUGGAUGCGCUUGUGAAGACGUGUGUGCUGACGAGACUUGUAAUAACCAAAGCUUGGUUUGCGAUUCCUCCGCGUCUUGCGCCUCAGACUGCGUGAUAAGUCUUGCAGACACCGUCUUGACGCUUCCUGUCACCACCGUGGGGUUCUACACCGGCACUCUCACCGUCGGCGUACCACAAUACAACUACCAUGCAAACAACGUCCAUAAGGCAUUGAGUGCAGUCCUAGGAAGGAACGUUCAAGUGCGCAGCAGAAGCAACGCUGUAUUCGAGUUUUCGGUGAUGACUUCAAGCUUCAGGCUGGCGAAUUCAUGA
Hyalella azteca is the source of this 1273-nucleotide messenger RNA. Its product is annotated as protein kinase C-binding protein NELL1. Gene Ontology annotation, molecular function: calcium ion binding. The record is from RefSeq and is a predicted model, not a curated record. Bases 164 to 1273 code for a protein of 369 amino acids. NCBI's taxonomy places the organism in Eukaryota, Metazoa, Arthropoda, Malacostraca, Amphipoda, Hyalellidae. The transcript is spliced from 11 exons.